AUGGCUUCGAUUCCACAGAUUAUCCUUUGUAACUUGUCCAUACACGAUGGUUUCAACAGAAAUAGGUUCCAGUCGAAAGGACGGACCUUGGGUCCUUCUCUGCUCCAAAACAAGUUGGGAUUGAGACCUUACUUGAUUGAGCAUAGACACAGAGAGAGACAGCGAAUGAUGGGUCUGGGAGAAAUUGGAAUUCCGGCGAGUGAGAAAGCUCUUAACCUGAAGAGACGGGUGGUUAGGGUUAGUUGUAACAAGGGUUUAGGGUUUAAUGGCGGAGAUAACAAUGGAAACGGGAGGAUCCUUGGAAACCUUGCUUUGGCUAUUGGCUUGACUUAUCUCUCCAUGACUGGUCAGCUUGGUUGGGUUUUGGAUGCUAUUGUAUCCGUCUGGCUGAUUGUGGUGAUUGUUCCAAUUUUGGGGUUGGGAGCUUUUCUUUGGUGGGCACAACGAGAUAUUGUCCAGAGCAGUUGUCCGAAUUGUGGAAACGAAUUUCAGAUAUUCAAGUCAUCGCUGGACGAUGAAGUACAGCUUUGCCCUUUCUGCACUCAGCCAUUCUCAGUGGUGGAUGAUAAGUUUGUUAAAGAACCAGUGAAAUUCUCCAACCAUACGAGUGCUUUCGGACAAGACCUAAAUGGGUUUUCUUCUGCACCUAAGAAAGGAAAGGGUUUCUCAACAGCAGUCGUAGACAUAGAAGCUGAAGUAACAGAUGCAGACUGA
Messenger RNA from Arabis nemorensis, 714 nucleotides. The record is from the annotation of a GenBank genome assembly. NCBI's taxonomy places the organism in Eukaryota, Viridiplantae, Streptophyta, Magnoliopsida, Brassicales, Brassicaceae.